AUGUCUUUCAACAGCGGAUGGGUCCCGGAACACUAUAUUAGUUCCACAGUAAAUAGCACAUACAAUACUCUAGGCAAUGCUGUUCCGCAAACUCCUACCACAGAUAGACGAGCGAAUCGAUACACGAACUGCCCCACUACUCUUUGUCUUUACACCAAUCCAGAUGGCUGGGAGUGCUUGGAGCUCAUCAAUUGUGGUGAUGCCUCGGACCACUUCAGAGACGUCCAUCGGAUCGUAGGGCUGGCCCGUGAGGUCCGCCUGGUUUUCUCGAGAUGUUCUUGGAAGGGGGUCCCUAGUAUCGGGAUUUUCCGCGCUACUAUGUCAGGAGCUAGAAUCAAUCCCAAGAAGUUGCCGUGGAGCCGACCUCCACCAGUCAUAAUACCGCAGGGGUCAGCUGUACCUGGAUUUAGCCCAUUGAUCGGUAAACAAGCACCUGAAGAGGAAUACCGGUCUUUGGGAUAG
Molecule: messenger RNA, 462 nt
Organism: Pisolithus orientalis
Lineage: Eukaryota; Fungi; Basidiomycota; Agaricomycetes; Boletales; Pisolithaceae
Exons: 4
Coding region: 1-462 (153 amino acids)
Source: RefSeq, a predicted model, not a curated record